AUGCCUGCUGAGCGCAACAACCGCACAAGGAACAACAAUGAGACUUCUAAUUUGGACCCGUGCUGUCGUCCUUUGGCUCCUAGGCGCAACAAUUCUCCAGCGACUGAACCCCAAAGAGCACCAACCCCUUACCCUUCCCACCUCCAAACCCUAGAAGAGCGCUUCACAGCUGGAGUAAUAGAGAUGCCAGUUCCUAGGCGUCCCAUCCUGAGCUUUCCUUCUCAGCAGGAGUCUGAUGACUCUUCUCUAGAGUUCCUUGAAGAAGGCGGUUUCCGUUACCCAUUUCCCCCUUUCCUACCAAAUGUCACUCGACGACCUUUCCUUAUCCCAGGACCUCCAGACUCGUCCGGCAGUGACGCCGUAGUUUUACACCAGUUCCCCGGGCCCCUAGAACUUCCCCCGGCAUCAGAAGCUACUACUGGAUCCUACCACGUUGCCCCCGCACAGGUUUUUCCAUCUUCAUCGCCUAUGAAUACAUUGUCGUCCCCUAACCCUGACAGUCCCCUCGCUGCAUCAACUGAUUCACCAAGUAUGCCGCCUCUUGCCUCAGACGUCUCGGAUAAUGGUAGCCUUGAUCAUGCUCCUAAUCUACGACUACUAGCUGAUGCCAGUGAAUAUGUCACGGCCACAGAAGAACACAGCAGCGAUCCACAGGAGUUUGUAGUCUACAGUGACAACGUAAUCCAACAGCCCUCUAACAACGUCACUCGAUCCUGGAGAUCUAUUCCCUUCAACACCUCCACCCCUAUCCAGGAUGUCGAUCCUCUAGAAUGCGUAUUCCCUCACUUCCCUGGAGCCUAUGCCACCACGGUCACUCGACCUCCUAUGGGAGUUCCCAUUAAUGGAAAUCCUGCCUUCGGACUACGCCGCAUAUUGACGACCCCGGCCAACGUACUUUGA
This is a messenger RNA of Fibroporia radiculosa, 900 nucleotides long. RefSeq lists its product as uncharacterized. Lineage: Eukaryota; Fungi; Basidiomycota; Agaricomycetes; Polyporales; Fibroporiaceae. The coding region runs from base 1 to 900 and encodes 299 amino acids. The record is from RefSeq and is a predicted model, not a curated record. The transcript has a single exon.